This is a messenger RNA of Aspergillus calidoustus, 1703 nucleotides long. The record is from the annotation of a GenBank genome assembly. NCBI's taxonomy places the organism in Eukaryota, Fungi, Ascomycota, Eurotiomycetes, Eurotiales, Aspergillaceae.
GUUCAACACGAUGACGCUAUGCGCGUCAAUAUCUCAAUGCACGUAUCGCUAGCAUUACGUUCGCAUCCAAUUGGCGUCUAUAUUUCGGCGACAAACCGGUUCUCCCGGCUCCUCCGACCGCGGUUUCACCAGCUACGGACCGUGAGAUUCGUGUCCAAUCGUGUCCAUGGCGUCUACAAUGUCCCCGUUGGGAGUAAUGGACAUGUAUCAUUGAGCGUGGUCCAUCCCAAACUCGCACCAUCACACCCGGGGAAUGUAAUCAUCCAUCUUCCAUCCGGGCCGCUGUUCCAGAGUGCACGCCUUGAAGGCGCGGGACUAUCUUCUCCUUCUCUCGGGAGAAAUCGAGAUGAACCUGUCAAUACGUCGCACGGCGUCGGCGACACCACUUCCGCCCGCGCACUGGCGGACAUGACAUCCUCAACUGUGGUUACAAUCAAUUACCGACUCGGCGAACUCACCGUACCCGAGGACUCGCCCCGUCGCCAUUCUGAUAGCAGUGAUACAGACCUCAAGAAGGUCACCUACAGAUACCCAACACCCGUCCAUGACACCUUGACAGGCUUCGACUGGAUCCUAGAAACCCUCCAACCAAACCGUCUCGGCGUCGUGGGCACACACAUAGGAGGCUCGUUAGCAUUGAUGCUAGCGCUCACAGAACCGCGAUACAUCCAUGCCGUGGCGGUCCUGGAACCAGUCUGCGACUGGACGUCUCUCGAUGAAUUCUGUACCUCGUCGGGUGCAAGCGCCGGCUCCAGUUUCACCGUGAACCAUCGAAAGAAACCCCACCACGCUCCAGGCGACCUCGUGCCCCUCCUCGAAGCCCGCGAACGCUUCUUCGCGACCCCAGAGCGCUACUUCGACUCGUUCGCAUCACCGAUCCUCUUCCUCCGCUCUGCCGGGAAGGACGUGCCGAAGGCGUGGCCGAGGUACCUCACGGGCCCGGAGUAUCCGAUUCCGCUUCUUACGAAGGAGUCCGAGGACUCGCUGGAUGGGGAAGUUGAGCUGUGGGAUGCGUACCUGCCUGAGGAUAGUGAUAGUGGCUACGAGAGUACGGAGACGUCGUCGACCGCCGAUGGAAAAGAGCAACCUCUUGUGCGUCGCCGCAAGACGCUCGCGAGGUGGCCUCCCUACGGCCUGGAUUACGGAACUAGCGGGCCUCGUCAGGCGUGGAGCCGAGAGCCGGUCCAGAAGCUUGAGAUCACUUUACCCUGGGUUCGUGUUUUUACCAAGGAGAGUCUUUACAGCGAAGGGGUCACUUCAGCAUUAGAACAUACCGAACCGAGACAGUCCGACGAGACUGCAUCCCAGAAACCGUCCUCCCGACGAAGGAGAAACCAGAACGCCACGGUGCUUACCCGCCAAGCGAACGAGAUGGUAGACGUUAUGCGUCGCGCGUGCUUCUGGGGGAGGGAAUCCGGUUUCGCGAAUGAGAGGGUUUCACUGGUUUCGCUUGAGUCGUUGGCUCGUAGUGGACUUGGGGAAUCCAGUCCUUCAGCAUCUGAUGAGAUGAUGGCUUCCCGUGUUGGGGAGUGGCUCGUCGAUGCGCUUAAUGCUACACCAGGUGAUGGAUGAUAAUAACAAUUGAUUCUCUCCAUUCCUCUAUUCAUUCUCUCAUGUCCCUCUCAUAUCUAAGCUGAUAACUCAGCCGUACAACAUACGCAUGGUAGCUGCAGCAAAACCCAAAUAAUUGCCAUCUACCCAUC